Molecule: messenger RNA, 2952 nt
Organism: Exophiala mesophila
Lineage: Eukaryota; Fungi; Ascomycota; Eurotiomycetes; Chaetothyriales; Herpotrichiellaceae
Exons: 6
Coding region: 809-2809 (666 amino acids)
Source: RefSeq, a predicted model, not a curated record
AAGGUAUUCAGGUUCCAAACUCUGUGUUCAUGUGCCUAUUUCAUAGACAUGGUAGACUAUGUCGACAAUAACCAAUCAGCUUGUCGCCGUAAUCCCUGCCGCAUUAAUGAUCCUCCGAUUUUGCCCUGCUACCCAUAUGACUCUCGAGUCAUCCAAACUGACUCGGGAGUGUUUGCACAUGAGUCUACCUCAGACGUAUCUGCCACACUUCAUCACUGCUGACAAUGAUAUUGCACAGUCAUCAACCGCCAGUCUCCAUUUCCUAGGUGUCCAUCUCCCCACAGAGUUCGACUUGACCACCCAUCUUUCUCGCCAAUUACCCCCGUUUCCCCAGAUUCUGGACUCUCUGGCCCCCAACCUUUAGACCUGGUUGGGCCAAUCUCCAUGUUGCGACUACGAGUAUACAAAUCUUGACUCUCUCCUCAUGAAUCGCGACCUCCCAUGGGUGAUCGUCCCUCAUUCAAGGUGGGGAAGGGGCGCAUAAUGAUGAGUCCACCCGAGGUCUCAGACACACAGCCGUGUCCUGUAGCGAAUCUUGUCCCCUUCUCUAGGGUCCCUAAUCGACCAAUGAUACAGGUAGGUCGACUCUAGACUCUCGAAUCUCUCCAUCUAGAAGCGAAAACCGGGGAUGUGGCAACAUGCUUUGAGCCGCUCGGUCCAUGGAGUGGUCCUGAUAUACUUCGAGACAAUCCCUUAUAUACACUAUGCCCCUCUCUUGCAGACAAUGCUUGUGAGUGUGGUUUGGUAUUAAUCUAGCCAAAAGAGCCAUCCUUUCAGAGCUCAUCUCAUCUCAUCCAACGCCUGCAAUAUGGCAACGACUACGACAACUAUCACCAGAGCCCAGGCCAAAGCGGCCGCGGAUAAGCUCUCCGAAAAGUCACAAGUCGGUGACUUCAACUGGGAUGAUGUCCUCGUCCCCUCCAAAGCCGGCACUGGUCUUACCAAAUGGUACUAUCAGCGUCGAACACUGUUCCAAUAUGCUGGCCUUCUUGCUACUGGGCUGGCUUCUUUUUAUCAGCUAGAGUCUCCUGCCCUUCGAGCUGCCGGCCUAGGAUUUCUCUUCCCUGGCGCAGGACUCAUUGCCGUUGGCACCAUUCCAUCGCUGGUCGUGUUUCUGAUCUCCACCGCCCUCAUUCCAUUCGUCCUAUUUGCCUGGUUUGGUAUGGGAGGUGUUAUCUUUCCUCUUACCCUGUGGAUAGGCACCAGUCUUCUGUCAGCUUUCUUGGCCCGAGACUCUUUGCUUGAAUUCGCUGGGCCCCUGUGGACCGCCAUCUGCAUCGGAGGUGUACUCUACCUGACAUACGCAACCUUGGCUGCCAAUGCCGUCGCCAGAAAGAAGCGUGAGACUCGCAACGCCUACCUUGUCAAUGAGGUGCAAAAAAACCAGGCCCAGGCUACCGAAACCGAGUUGGGCUCCCGUGAGCUCACCGAGAGACAGCUCCGCUUCCUUCAAUGGUUCAUCGAACUUGGCCUAACCCCCAAGGAUGACUUCUCAUACCACGAUGUGAUUGAUCAAUUCCAAACUUCGGCCAUUCGCUAUCAAUUAUACGAAGCCGUCAGUGAUUUGGGAAUGUAUCAGUAUCUCUUCGCGCCCAACUUCCACGGCUAUCUCUCUCAAGCCCAGCGCAAUCUCAUUGAAAAGUCCUUUACAAAGAAGGUCAUGGAAUUCUGGAAGUGGGAAUCCAUGGCUGGUAAAUUCAAUGCACACGAUUGGGACCCAAUCAAGAAGGACAACAUCAUGGUGACUGGUUAUAUCCUUCAAGCCGUCGGCAUUUACCAAGCCAACACGGGCGACGAUCGAUACACCAAACCUGGCAGCAUGACCUUUGAAAUCACCGACAAGCUCAAGUUUCCAUACGACCUGUCCGGCGUUGCUAAAGCCGUCUUCCGAAAUAUGAACGAAGCUGCAUACUGUCUGUAUCCCUGUGAGCCCAACUGGCUCUACACACCUUGCAAUCUUGUCGGCGUCAGCGGCAUCACCAUCACCGAUCGGAUUUUAGGAACCAACUACGGCGACCAACUUCGCGAGAAAUUCAAGCAUGCCUUGGAAACCGAGUUCACCGAUCCUGACGGCAGUAUCCUCCCCAUUCGCAGUGAACUGACUGGCUUUACGAUCCCCGGCCUCGCCGGCGCCCUCUCCGACACGGUCAACUCCCUCCUCUGCGCCGCAUAUCUCCCCGCCAUCGCCCACCGCAACUGGGCCUUUACGAAGAAAGAAACCUGCCAAUACGACGCCAACGGCCGCCUCCACCUCGUCAACCUCCUGGGCGCCGAUAAACUCGACCCGGGCAACUACAAAGCCGGCGAAGGCGCCAUCCGCUGCAUCACCGCGGCGGCCGCCGCGGAAUUCGGCGACGAAAAAAUCGCCUCUGAUCUCCUCCAACAACUCGACGAAGAAUACCACCCUGUCAUCCAGACCAAGACCGGAGCGCUCAAGAACAACGGCGUCAGUACACUCGAACAAGGCACGACUUUGCGUGCUCGUAUCGGUAAAUACCAGGAUUGGACGAGGAUGAUUCGUGUGGGUCCGCCGAAACAUAUCUUCCAAGCACCGAUUCUGGACGAUGUCAAGUUUCCCGAGGUUUUGGUGGCCAAGGCGUAUUCUCAGGAUGGUGAAAGUGUGGAGUUGGUGGUUUAUAAUGGGAAACAGCCGGGCGUGUUUGGCUUGGGGUUCAAGAAUUGUAAGCCGGGAGAGAGAUAUACUUUGAUGGGCCAGGAGAAGACGGUGGCCAAGGAUGGGACGGUCAAGUUUGAGGUCAGUGUUGAUGGUCGUACGGCGGGGAGAUUGGAGCCGGUGGCUAAGAACUGAGUGGAAGUGAGAGAUGAGUGCUGAUGGUGGUAUGCGAAUGCAAUUAUCAUUAUCAUCACUCUCCUUCAUCUUUCUGAUGCUUUGUCUGCAUUGAAAUGACUUUACGUACGUUGGCUGUCUCUUGUCUUUGAGUAUCAGAGGGG